Rhopalosiphum maidis (corn leaf aphid) is the source of this 981-nucleotide messenger RNA. RefSeq lists its product as uncharacterized. NCBI's taxonomy places the organism in Eukaryota, Metazoa, Arthropoda, Insecta, Hemiptera, Aphididae. The coding region runs from base 264 to 692 and encodes 142 amino acids. The transcript is spliced from 3 exons. The record is from RefSeq and is a predicted model, not a curated record.
AUAUGUUGUGUAAAAUAAAAUGUGUUCGAAAUUAAAGGAGUCGCGAUAACGCACAAGUACCGUUUUCGUUCUUUGGAUUACUCAAGAAAAAAUUUUACAAUAAAACUGAUCAUCAAAAAAAGGUAAUAUUAGUGUUCGACGAGAUAUUUCUUAGGGAGAGCAUAAGUGUCAACACUAGAACACUAACAUAUCUCGGACAAGAAGAUUUUGGUGAAGGCUUUGAGUCUAGAGAAAAUCAUAAGGCUAACCAUGUGUUAGUACUAAUGAUUCAAAGUUUAGCAGAUAAUGUCCAUAUGCCAAUAGCAGUGUUUGUUUCAAAUGGUUUAAUAAAAGGUAUAGAUUUGGUUAAAAUAGUUGUAAAAUCAAUCUUAUUACUUGAGAAUGCUAGAAUUCAAGUAAUGAGGAUGACAAGUGAUGGAGCAACUACAAAUAGGAAUAUGUGGAGCUGGUUGGGCAUAAGUGCAAAAAGCCACAAUUUUAAAAAUAGUUUUGAAAAUCCUUUUGAUAACCAAUGCAGUGUCUAUGUAUUUUCAGAUGCCCUUCAUUUGAUGAAGACCAUCAGAAAUAGGUUGUAUACAAAAAAAGCAUUAAAGAUUCACCCAACAAAGUCAUUUAUAAAAUGGAAAGUUUAUGAAGAUCUUUAUACACAUGAUUCCAAAAAUAUAACUAGAGUAUAUCCAAAGAUUGACUAAGAAUCAUUUUGAACUUAAAAACUUCUCACAAAAGAGAAAAUACUCAAAAUACUUAUUGACAACAAUGCCAGCACACUAAACUGAUAACUGAAUUAUGUAACACUAGGUAUAUAAAGAAUCAUAUUCAUAUUAUAUGAUUAUUGAUUAUAGCGGAUACAAAAUUAAAAUAAUAGAAUGCAUGAGCAUGACAGACAGCCAAUUUACCAUAAUAUCACAAAUUUAUAAUUUCAAUUUAGAGCCCCUAAAUUGACAGACCCCAGUGGAUUUCUCCGCCUUUCCGCUCUGGGAC